CAUGGUACUUCUCAUUUGAGAAUUCCUUAUAGAUUCAUUUAUUCAAUAACUGAUACUCCUCCUCCUUCAGUGAAUAAAACUCGUGGUGGUGAACGUUGGUUAACCCCAAUUUCUUUUGAAUGUAGUCCAAGUUUCUUUUAUCCUAGUGAACCAAUUGCACAUAAAAUAAUCAUGACCAUAAUACAUUUAAGAAAGAGGAAUUUACAUAAGAAAAAAUCUCCAUCUUCAUCAAUCAAUAAGCAAAAACAAAGGAUGAUCGAUUUCGAUGAAGUAUUAGAAGAUGAUUAUAUUUCAAUUGAAUUUAUGAAUGAUAAUAAUAUGAGAAAUAGGCGUUUAUUAGAACGUCAAAUGAGUCAUCAAGAACAACAAGAUGAUCAUCAUUCAUCUUAUUUCAGAAGAAAAUUUAAAUGGGGUGCAAGAAGUUAA
Rhizophagus irregularis DAOM 181602=DAOM 197198 is the source of this 426-nucleotide messenger RNA. RefSeq lists its product as uncharacterized. Gene Ontology annotation, molecular function: protein binding. NCBI's taxonomy places the organism in Eukaryota, Fungi, Glomeromycota, Glomeromycetes, Glomerales, Glomeraceae. The record is from RefSeq and is a predicted model, not a curated record.